GCUAUCACCUCAGUGAAAGACCAGGCCACACACGCACUUACAAAGUGCCAGAAGAGGUCAUAGGAGCUUGAAAGCAGUAUACAUCGACAUGCCAAUGAAAUUGGGUUAUUGGAAAGUCAGAGGGUUGGCGCAGCCGAUUCGUCUUAUGCUGACAUACACUGGAGAAGAAUUUGAGGAUACAAGAUAUGAAAAGCUAACGGCAGAGACUGCUGCUGAGUGGCUUGACAAAGACAAGAAGACACUGGGAUUAGCAUUUCCAAAUCUGCCAUAUCUAAUUGAUGGGGAUGUGAAAGUUACUCAGAGCAAUGCAAUCUUGCGCUAUCUUGGCAGAAAGCACGAUAUGUGUGGGAAGACACCAAAUGAACAACUGCGAGUUGAUAUUUGUGCCAGCCAGGUGAUGGAUAUGCGUAAUGCUUUCAUUGCACUUAGUUAUAACAAAACAGGAGCGAGUCGUGACAAAUGGGAGGAGCUAAAGACUGAGUACAUUUCAAAACUACCUGCUACUCUUAAGUUAUUCUCAGACUUUCUAGGUGACCAAAAAUGGCUUGCAGGAAACAAUUUGACUUUUCCUGAUUUUCAUUUUUAUGAAAUGCUUUCUCAACAUUCUGUUGUCUUCCCCGGCUGUCUUGAUGGUUUUCCAGCAUUGCAAUCUUAUGUUGCUCGUUUUGAGGAUUUGCCUGCCAUAAAGGCCUAUCGAGCAUCCUCAUCUUUUCUAGAUCGACCAGUCAAUAAUCAUGCUGCACUCCUCAAGUAAACAAGCUCGAUUUACGAUGAACAGGAGUGACACUAUUGUUUCCAGUCAAUUUGGGUUCUACUUGUCCUUGAAUUAUUACAUAUAAUGAGGGAAAAUGUUAUCUGUUGUGAACAACUAGUCUGUACUGUCAAGCGUUUACUUGCACAUCUUCAUAUGCAUAUAUGCAUACGACUACUUAUUGCUAAUUAGUGGCAAUUGGUAUGGUAAUUAUUUUAUUAGUGAUUGUUACCUUCACCAGACGCACGUGUUUGUUUCUUUUGCAAAUGUGCAUGACAAUAUUAUCAAAUUCUACAUUUACAAAGUAAAUUUUUAAUUGAUAUUAAUAUUUAUUUAUUU
Corticium candelabrum is the source of this 1090-nucleotide messenger RNA. RefSeq names its product glutathione S-transferase Mu 4-like. The record is from RefSeq and is a predicted model, not a curated record. Gene Ontology annotation, molecular function: glutathione transferase activity. The transcript is spliced from 11 exons. NCBI's taxonomy places the organism in Eukaryota, Metazoa, Porifera, Homoscleromorpha, Homosclerophorida, Plakinidae. The coding region runs from base 89 to 754 and encodes 221 amino acids. Gene Ontology annotation, biological process: glutathione metabolic process.